UUGGGGGCAGCUCAAGCUGGGUGGGCAGAGCGGGGCUGGGUCCCCAGCAGAGACCCCCAGAGGGACAGGCAGGUGGACCCGGUGAUCUCCUGCCUCCUGGGUCGGUGCCCUCUCCAGCUCUAGAGCCGGCUCCCAGGGAGAACUCGGUGGAACUUCAGAACCACUGGGCAGCUCUGCCUUCCGACCGAUGGCCCUGUCCCUGGGAGCCGAGAUGUGGGGGCCCGAGGCCCUGCUGCUACUGCUGCUGCUGGCAUCAUUUACAGGCCGGUGCCGGCCAGGCGAGCUGGAGACCUCGGACCUGGUGACCGUGGUGCUGGGCCAGGACGCCAAGCUGCCCUGCUUCUACCGAGGCGACCCCGGCGAGCAGGUGGGGCAGGUGGCGUGGGCGCGGGUGGACGCGGGCGAGGGCCCCCGGGAGCUGGCGCUGCUGCACUUCCAAUACGGGCUGCACGUGAGCGCGGCCUACGAGGGCCGCGUGGAGCAGCCGCCCCCCCCACGGAGCCCCCUGGACGGCGCGGUGCUCCUGCGCAACGCGGUGCAGGCGGACGAGGGCGAGUACGAGUGCCGCGUCAGCACCUUCCCCGCCGGCAGCUUCCAGGCGCGGCUGCGGCUCCGCGUGCUGGUGCCUCCCCUGCCCUCACUGAACCCCGGGCCAGCGCUAGAAGAGGGCCAGGGCCUGACGCUGGCAGCCUCCUGCACGGCAGAGGGCAGCCCAGCCCCCAGCGUGACCUGGGACACGGAGGUCAAGGGCACAGCGUCCAGCCGCUCCUUCAAGCACUCCCGCUCAGCUGCUGUCACUUCAGAGUUCCACCUGGUGCCAAGCCGCAGCAUGAAUGGGCAGCCCCUCACCUGCGUGGUGUCCCACCCUGGCCUGCUCCAGGACCAGAGGAUCACCCACAUCCUCCAAGUGGCCUUCCUCGCUGAGGCCUCUGUGAGGGGCCUUGAAGACCAAAAGCUGUGGCAGGUUGGCAGAGAAGGAGCUACACUCAAGUGCCUGAGUGAAGGGCACCCCCCUCCCUCGUACAACUGGACACGGUUGGACGGGCCUCUGCCCAGUGGGGUCCGAGCGGAAGGGGACACGCUGGGCUUUCCUCCGCUGACCACAGAGCACAGUGGCAUCUAUGUCUGCCACGUCAGCAAUGAGCUCUCCUCCAGGGACUCUCAGGUCACUGUGGAUGUUCUUGCAGACCCUCAGGAUGCCCCAGGGAAGCAGGUGGACCUGGUGUCAGCCUCUGUGGUGGUGGUGGGUGUGAUCGCUGCGCUCCUGUUCUGCCUUCUCGUGGUGGUGGUGGUGCUCAUGUCCCGUUACCACCGGCGCAAGGCUCAGCAGAUGACCCAGAAAUAUGAGGAGGAGCUGACCCUGACCAGGGAGAACUCCAUCCGGAGGCUGCAUUCCCAUCACGCGGACCCCAGGAGCCAGCCGGAGGAGAGUGUAGGGCUGAGAGCCGAGGGCCACCCUGAUAGUCUCAAGGACAACAGUAGCUGCUCUGUGAUGAGUGAAGAGCCGGAGGGCCGCAGUUACUCCACGCUGACCACGGUGAGGGAGAUUGAAACACAGACGGAACUGCUGUCUCCAGGCUCUGGGCGGGCAGAGGAGGAGGAGGAUCGGGAUGAAGGCAUCAAACAGGCCAUGAACCAUUUUGUUCAAGAGAAUGGGACCCUGCGGGCCAAACCCACGGGCAAUGGCAUCUACAUCAAUGGGCGGGGGCAUCUGGUCUGACCCAGGCCUGCCUCCCUCCCCGAACCCGGCUCUUUCUGCUGACCUGGGGGAUUUCUACUCAUCACACGGAGGCCUCCCUACACACCUUAUUUCUUGAGGAAGAUGCUCCCCAUCCCACUGACUGCUCGACCUUUUCCUCCAACCCUUCUGUUUGACAGUGGGGGGCUCUGCCGGUUGAGUCCUCCCCACCCCCUUCGUGUGUGUGUGUGUGUGUGUGUGCGCGCGCGCUUGUGCUUGUGUGUGUUUACAGACAGUGUGUGUGUGUGUGUGUGUGUGUGUGCGCGUCAGAGUCCAAGUGAACUGUGAUGGGCUUGGCUUGUGUAUGGCGUGGCUGUGUGACCUCUACCUGGAAGCGCAGGUUAUCUCCUCAGACCCCAGAGCAGUAUUAAUGACGCAAAGUUGGAGGCGAGAGGCGGAGACUGUGGGUCAGACCCAGGUGUGCAGGCAUAGCUGGAACUGGAUUCUGGCCUCCUGAGUUGGGGAGCCGGGCUCCCGCCACUUGGCAGCCGAGGGGCGAACGCUGAAGCAGCCAGCCCAGGGGUUGGCCAGAGACUAGCGCCCUUACUGGAGAAGCCCUUGGCACUCUGGUGGCCUCUGGUGGCCUCUGGUGUUCUCUGGGCCUGCUGCAUGUGCAUAUUUUCUAUAAGUAAAUCUGCUGGGGGAGUUUCUUUUAAGGAAUACUGCUCCGAAUACUUUAAUAAGAGAAACAGAUCUUUAAAAAAAAAAAACAAAACUUUUGAUUUAUCUGGAUGUUUGUUAUUACUUGGCUUGCUUAGCGUGAGGCCAGCCUCCACGGAAAGUCAGCAAAGCUAGGCCUUGUGCAGACCCCGGCAGGGGGUUCAUGCCUGUGCCUCGGAAAGGUGCCCCUUCUAAGGCACUUGAAUUUAGGCAGCCUCCUGGGAGGGAGCCUGGCACUGUGGAGUCUGAGUCGGGGCGUGAGCCCCUGGGUCCCUGGCUGCAGGAGGACAGGGUGGGGUCCUGGGCCCUUCCCCUAGCCGCCUCUCUGCUCCUCGCUGCAUCGGCAGUUGUCUGUGGUCCCUUGGGGGGGGAGGUUGCGGGGACUGGGUGACAAGGGCUCCUGGUUUGGUUGUGGUGUAGGGGAGACGGGGUAGUGA
This is a messenger RNA of Zalophus californianus (California sea lion), 2835 nucleotides long. It is a transcript of the gene NECTIN4, whose product is annotated as nectin cell adhesion molecule 4. Gene Ontology annotation, cellular component: adherens junction. The coding region runs from base 188 to 1720 and encodes 510 amino acids. The record is from RefSeq and is a predicted model, not a curated record. NCBI's taxonomy places the organism in Eukaryota, Metazoa, Chordata, Mammalia, Carnivora, Otariidae. Gene Ontology annotation, biological process: symbiont entry into host cell; heterophilic cell-cell adhesion; homophilic cell-cell adhesion. The transcript is spliced from 9 exons.